UAGUAAAAAAAUGUUCAUAAAGUAAUUGUGAUCAAUUAAAGUUUUCGCCUUGCUGUUUAUUAGUUUUUCAAUCAUUUUUGGACUUCUUAACAACCUGUGUCUUGUCAACAGAUUGGCAAACAGAAUGGCAAAAAGGUGCCACGAAGCCGUCAUUGAAAUUUCCAGUGAGGAAUCGGAACUAGACUCGGUCACUUCAACAGUUAUUAUACGCAGUAGACGUACUACACGUACAAGGCCAAAGAGGUUCAGUGAUUAUGACUUGGAAACUUCUGGAGUUGACCUACAGUUGUACAAGAGAAGAGAGGAUCCCGAUUAUACUUCUAGUAUUAAUCAGAGCAACGAAUCUGAUGUUGUUUACAGGACAGAACAUGUCCUUGUAUAUUUGGAUCUAAGUCAACCCAUAGCCAAAGUAACAAAGGAGCCCCUAAUGGACCCAUUGAUGAACGCGAACCAGCAAUUGAAAACGAAACUAAAGAAACUCUUGGGUCUCAUAGCCCCACGACGCCGACUGUAUAAUCCAAGAGAUGAAGAUGAGUUGAUAAUUCCUGCUCCGAAAAUGUUUAACAUUCCUAUUGCCUCAUCAGUGACAGUAAAAACAUGGUCAAGGCUUAAUCUUCACAAUGCUGAUCCCGUUUCGCCUGCCAAAAUGAAAUGGAAACUUUUAGAUGACUACAUUCAGCGAAUUAAUGCCUCCAGUUUUGUAAAGUCGCAAAUGCCUUCGCAUAUUUGGCAAGAGUCGAAUAAUCUAAGCGAGUUGCCACCUCUAAGGAAACGGGAUCAGGAAUGCCGGCAACACAAAAGAUGUUUGCCCUUACUGGAGCAACAUCCUUUAUUCUACAGCUUCAUUGAAUCCCUUAGUACAAAAAUCUCUGUGAAUAUGUGUCAUCCGUUGGCCAUAAACUACCGCAUUAUGGAUUUCAAGCAAUCUAAAGGUGAUUUGGCUAAAAAACUCUUUAAUAUGUUCAAUCAUCAAAUCUUUCUAUGCGGUCUUCAGCCACAAUUAAUUUGGCAUGGUUCUCAAAAUAGCAAAAGUUACCUUAUAAUUUCAGGUAAAAAACUUGAUCGUUCUUAUAAGAUUAUUCUUAGUGAGACUAUCGAGGAGCCAGCAGUUCUAGUUAAAAUUCUUUUGCAUGAAAUGUGCCAUGUUGCGGCAUUUGUUUAUAAUACAGAAAUUGGACAUGGAGACCAAUGUCACAAGUGGGCAUGUGUGGCUAAAUAUCGGAUGCCGGAAUUGCCUUUUGUGGCCGAAUGUGAAGGCUCAACCUGUAAAUAUAUCUGCUAUCUAUGUGGUGCCUCUUCUUUGGGUCAUCUCAUGCAAUUCCAAGAUAUUACAGCGCAUUUGCAUUGUGCCUAUUGUCAAUUUGAAUUGCUAGUAGAACCCUGGCAGGCCAAUAAUCCUUGUUUUUUGUCGCAUCAAGAAACAGUGAUGACUCCAUAUAAAGAGUUUAUUAAAAAUAAUUACUUAGAGUUUUUAGUUUUGGAGUCUGAUUUGGAUCUUCAAUAUCAUAAUGAUAAAAUGUUACAAUUAAAUUUAAAAUAUAUAAAACAAAUAGCAAAUAAUAUAUUCUAG
This is a messenger RNA of Drosophila willistoni, 1570 nucleotides long. RefSeq lists its product as uncharacterized. NCBI's taxonomy places the organism in Eukaryota, Metazoa, Arthropoda, Insecta, Diptera, Drosophilidae. Bases 125 to 1570 code for a protein of 481 amino acids. Gene Ontology annotation, cellular component: nucleus. The record is from RefSeq and is a predicted model, not a curated record. The transcript has 2 exons.